Aspergillus japonicus CBS 114.51 is the source of this 541-nucleotide messenger RNA. RefSeq lists its product as uncharacterized. The record is from RefSeq and is a predicted model, not a curated record. The coding region runs from base 153 to 443 and encodes 96 amino acids. NCBI's taxonomy places the organism in Eukaryota, Fungi, Ascomycota, Eurotiomycetes, Eurotiales, Aspergillaceae. The transcript has a single exon.
UGCCACAAUUCAUACUUCAUGUUCCACCUGAGCAUAUUUCGCUCCUCAGCCUCAAAAUGUAGCACAGUCACCCUCUUCUAUCACAUUUAGCCGCCCAAAGCCAGCAGCGACCGACGUCAGACACGGAAUGAGAAGCAAAACAACAAGCCAAUAUGUCUUCCCCCCACUCCUUUCUGCUAAGGAAACACACACACACACAUCAUCAUCCUUCCACGUCUAUUACAUUCCAUGCAUGCACAUCUGCAGAAUCCACAUACCCGCUUAGUUUCGAAUCUGAUAUUCUGGUUUCUCCCGGCGCCCCGGUAUCUCCGUGGGGUCAUGGAUGUGUGCUGUCACAAAAUAUAGUUUUUUUUUUUUCCUUCCUUCCAUGUUCUUCAUCCUCAGGCUUCUUCCUCCUCCCCCGUCUUGUUUUGUUCUAUUCCAGAUUCUAUGUAAAUGCUUGAUGGACUGUGUACAUCGGUGAUGCGUGACUCCCUUAUGAUGAGUAGGCGUUUCUCCCUCAGUCGCUAGGCUAUGAAUCUAUGAAUCCAAUUCGGCAAUC